GGCCGUAAGCAGGUUUCGGCCACCUGUGGUCGAGUCUCUCUACAAAGACCUGUGCGUUGCCAAAGAAGUGGCACUUAUGCAAAGCCGCAAGUCCUGGCUUUCCUUCCUGGAGAAGCUGAGUGCGAGGUACACAGACUACCAGCAGGCGGUGAAGAGCAUAGCCACGGUAGACUGCUUCUUGUCCCUGGCAGAGACUGCUUCCCAGGCUGGAUAUUGCAGGCCACAGAUGCUGCCCAAAGAUUCGGCGACAAUCCGAAUUGUCCAGGGAAGACAUCCAGUGCUGGAGCUGAGUUCCGCGCAGCAGUACUACGUGAGCAACGACACUGAUCUCAGUGAGACUAUGCGUUGUUGCAUCAUUACGGGUCCCAACAUGGGUGGCAAGAGCUCGUACAUGCGCCAGGUUGCCCUCGUUGUCAUCAUGGCGCACCUCGGGUCCUAUGUGCCUGCCGAAUCAGCAACCAUCAGCCUGAUUGAUGGCAUCUACGUCAGAAUGGGCGCUGAGGAUGACAUCACUCGCUGGAGAAGCACGUUCCUCAGUGAGAUGCUGGAAACCACAGAGAUCCUGGACAAGUGCACCAACCACUCCUUGGUCAUCCUGGACGAGCUGGGUCGAGGCACCGCCACACACGACGGCACCGCUAUCGCCUGGGCUACACUUCGUCACAUCGUGGAAGAGAAACGGUGCUUGGUCUUGUUCGUAACACACUACCCACCAGUUACGCAGAUGAAAAAUUUAUAUCCUAACAAUGUUGUGAACUGCCACACAGCUUUUGAUGUGGACCAUGAAGAUGCAGUGACAUUUUUGUAUAGUCUACAGCCUGGCGCUGCUGAGAAAAGUUAUGGACUUAAUGUAGCCAGACUUGCAAAGAUUCCAGAGCAAGUCAUCAUCCGCGCACGUGAGAAGGCGACAGAGCUGGAAGAGGUCAUGAAGGCCAAGGAAAAACUUAAGCUGCACAAUGCACCCAGUGAAGGCCCUGGAUAGCAAGAACCUUCUGUAGAUAAGCUUUUCUGAUUGUCAAGUUGUUUGUACAGUUGUCUUAUUUGUUUUCCAAAUGGUUGUCCUAUUUGUUUGUCCCACCUAUUCUCUUUGUUAGUACUGAGCAGUUGUGAAGGAGUUAUCUGUGGUUGUAAAAACUGACUCAACAAUGUGCAUGCUAGGAUCCCAGUUUAAGUACCUUCGAUGCUCUAAUAAAACCUCGCUGAAAGCUAA
This is a messenger RNA of Dermacentor silvarum, 1210 nucleotides long. RefSeq names its product DNA mismatch repair protein Msh3-like. Gene Ontology annotation, cellular component: nucleus. Gene Ontology annotation, molecular function: mismatched DNA binding; ATP-dependent DNA damage sensor activity; ATP binding. The record is from RefSeq and is a predicted model, not a curated record. The transcript has 7 exons. Lineage: Eukaryota; Metazoa; Arthropoda; Arachnida; Ixodida; Ixodidae. Bases 77 to 982 code for a protein of 301 amino acids. Gene Ontology annotation, biological process: mismatch repair; mitotic recombination.